Molecule: messenger RNA, 2268 nt
Organism: Necator americanus (New World hookworm)
Lineage: Eukaryota; Metazoa; Nematoda; Chromadorea; Rhabditida; Ancylostomatidae
Exons: 20
Coding region: 1-2268 (755 amino acids)
Biological process (GO): phosphatidylethanolamine biosynthetic process
Cellular component (GO): mitochondrion
Molecular function (GO): phosphatidylserine decarboxylase activity
Source: RefSeq, a predicted model, not a curated record
AUGAUAGACAAAGAAACGAAGCGGAAGCAGCGCAAACUUGGAGAGAAGUUGCUCAAGAGAAAAAGCGCCAGCAAAACUUGGAGAGAACACAAACAAGCUACAGCAGAAAAACGAGAGAAGGCCUUGUUGAUUGCAAACCAAGAGCUUAAGCAACUUCAGGAGUCUGUCGCUGAUGAUACAUCGUCGCAUAAAAAAGCCGGGAACUACUCCAUCUCUAUAGCGGUACCCGGAUCUUUUCUCAACAAUGGUCAGAGUGCUGAGCUUAGAACUUACAUGGCUGGACAGAUCGCACGUGCAGCUACUCUUUUCUGUGUGGACUAUGUGAUUGUCUACGACGAAACCAGCAAGAUGACACAAGAACAUGUGGCUGCGUAUUGGUCCGGAAAGUGGAGAGGUGAUAUAGCCCCGUCAGAUUCAAACUUCGAAUCGUGCUUCCAUUUGGCUCGAAUACUUGAAUAUGUAGAAUGUCCACAGUAUCUGAGGAAGUACUUGUUCCCUUUCCAGAAGCCACUAAAGUACGCAGGUCUUCUGAAUCCACUUGAUGCUCAUCAUCAUUUGCGAAGUGAUGAUGUAUCCAUACCAUUCAGGGAAGGUGUAAUUCUUGAUAAGCCAGUCAAAGCAGACAGGGGAAUGUUGUGCGACGUUGGACUUGAAAAGGAACUCGAACUAGAAGAUAAAGUUAAGUUGCCCGCUGCUACUCGAGUUACAGUCGAAAUAACUAACUUGGGAACAGAAUCAAAACGAUAUCGAGGAAAGCUAUCAAAUGCGCGAACUGUUCGGGCGAAAACGAGCAAGUAUUGGGGCUACUCGCUGCAGUUAGCGACCAAUUUGAAAGAAGCUAUUGACAGAAAAAAAUUCGAUCUAGUGAUUGGAACAUCACCAAGAGGUGAGCCUGUCAGCAGCAUGUACGUGAAUACCUUGAGUGACAUACGUAUCCUGCUUGUUUUUGGCGGUGUUUCCGGAGUGGAUGCUGCACUGGAAGCCGAAGAAGCUUCAGCUGAGACACGUGCCGAGGAAGCGUUUGAUCGAUUGAUCAACUCUCUUCCAUACAAAGGAACCAAUAGCGAACGUGUAGAAGAAAACGUUUUUAUAACCCUGUUUGAUAUGUUGUUUACUUUCUCAAAGUUGCUUUAUGAAGUCGUACACUCCGGGGCCGUAAAGAGAAGCAUAGCGUUGAGCGGUCUUCGUGGAUGUAGCACGUUCACUUGUCGUACCGUUGCCCAAUUACGAAUAACUCAGAAAGUAUUCAUCUCUCAAACUACUCCAUCGACACCCAUUACUACAAAGAUUGUCAAAAAGAAACGGGGAUGGGCGAAAUGGUUGACGGUGAGCACAAUAGUGAUCGGCAGCAUCUCAUAUAUGGGAUAUUUGGUGACACCGGAUUGGCGUGAAAUUGUGGACAGCAAACACUAUUAUUCUAACUGGAAGAUACGAACGUACUUGUCAUUACCGUUCAAUGCGGCCUCUCGUCUUGUAGGUGGAAUAGCAAAUCGAGAGAUUCCAGUGUGGUUAAGAGAACCAAUAUUGGGAUUUUUCGCUCGGAUGUAUGAUUGCCGAAUGGACGAAGCUGUUCAGUCAGAUUUUAGGGCUUACCGAUCUUUCGCCGCCUUCUUCAAUCGGCAGCUCAAGAAAGAAGUUCGACCGAUAAGUGCCAGCUCUUUGGUCUCUCCAGCCGACGGUGUAGUACUCCACUAUGGUAAAGUUGAGGAUGGAAAAAUAGAAUACGUUAAGGGGCACGACUAUGAGGUGGCUUCAUUCUUAGGAGAUGUAGAAAUGACGCAAAAGGAUGAGCUUGACCUUUAUCAAGUUGUGAUCUACCUUGCGCCCGGGAACUACCACGCUUUCCAUUCUCCUACACGAUGGGUCGCGAAGAUGUGCCGCCAUGUUCCAGGUCUGCUGCUGUCAGUCCGUCCGUCUCUACUUAGUCACGUACCCCAUUUGUUUUGUCUUAAUGAACGAGUAGUCCUGAACGGAAAUUGGAAACACGGAUUCUUUUCGUUGUCGGCUGUUGCAGCUACAAAUGUUGGCGACAUCGUAAUCGAUGCUGAACCAUCACUACGAACUAAUUUGGUACGAAGAAAGAAGGAUAAGAUGUUGCAUACCGAAGUGGAUAUGCAUAGCGCUUACCUUCCUGGCGAUCGAGUUGGUGAAUUCAGACUCGGUUCGACCGUAGUGCUGGUGUUCCAAGCCCCGCCCACAAUUCGAUUCGCGAUCAAAGCCGGUGAUCCUCUACGCUAUGGACAAAGCCUUGUAGUUGACGGAGUUUAG